Stylonychia lemnae is the source of this 552-nucleotide messenger RNA. The record is from the annotation of a GenBank genome assembly. Lineage: Eukaryota; Ciliophora; Spirotrichea; Sporadotrichida; Oxytrichidae.
AUGAACACGAAAAAAAAUGAUAAGAAAAAUUCAAAAUAACUAUAGGAAAUUCUUUAAGAAAAACUUCACUCAGAAUCUAAAAUUACAGGCCCUACUAAGCCUAAUCUAUAAUCAAUGCAAUAAAAUGAACUAAUGAAAAAGUAAAUUGUAGAUUUAAACAUAGAAGUUUCGAAAUUGAAAUAAAUGUUAGCUUAAACCACUAUCACGCGUAUACAUACUGAAGAAGAUGAAUAAGAUUUAGAAUUUAAUCUUAUCUCCAGAGCUGCGACUGAAACAAAUGACAGUUACAACUUUAGAGGUGAAAGAAACUUUAUUUUUGGAAUUGGUGGCCAAGGAAUUAAAUUACAUUAGAAAUCUAAAUAACUGGUUCCUAUUCUUGACCUAUCAAAUCUUAAUCAAAAUAAAAACUAUAAAAAUUGGUACAGUUAUAGUAAAAAGCUUGAAGAUGUGGUCAAAAUAUUAAGAGAAAAAAUAUAAUUAUUAGAAGAGAAUUAGAUUACAAAUAAAAGGUGUGCAACUGAAGAGGAGAGAGAUAGUGGUUCCCUAAUAUGA